GGGCUAGGGACUCAGUCUGGGGCUGGUGAGGGGGGGCCUGGGGAAGAGGCCUAGGACCUCUCUCGGCAGGUGUUUGUCCUGCUGGCGUAAUAAGGCCUUCAGGUUGUCUGGGUGACCGAGGAGAAGGUGGGGAAGCCAGGCAGGAGCAGAUAACAUGCUUGAGGCAAAGCGGAAGUAUGAGGAAGAGGCCCAAGCAGGUGCCCAUGGAGACAAACAGCUGGGCCUGCCCUGGAAUCACUGCUUCCUCCCCCCUUGAGAGCCUUCUGUCCCCCAGGUCAAUGUCUUGGCCAUGCUUCCUGCAGAGGUGCCCCCACCCUACCUGGGCCCCUCAGCGCUGCUCCUGCUGCAGCUGUUGCUAUCUCCCACAUCCGCCUUCUUCCCCAAUUUCUGGAGCCUCCUGGCUGCCCCUGGCUCCAUCACCCACCAGGACCUGACGGAGGAGGCGGCACUCAAUGUCACUCUGCAGCUCUUCCUGGAGCAGCCGCCCCCUGGCCGGCCGCCUCUUCAUCUGGAGGACUUCCUGGGCCGCACCCUUCUUGCUGACGACCUCUUUGCCGCCUACUUUGGGUCUGGAUUUCCUUCCCGGCGGUUCCGUGCAGCCUUAGGGGAGGUGUCUCGUGCCAAUGCAGCCCAGGACUUCCUGCUGACUUCCAAGAAUGACCCUGACCUGCACUUUGAUGCUGAACGGCUGGGCCAGGGGCGCGCACGCCUGGUGACAGCUCUAAGGGAGACUGUGGUGGCGGCCAGAGCUCUUGACCACACCCUGUCCCGCCAGCGCCUUGGUGCUGCCCUUCAUGCCUUGCAGGAUUUCUACAGCCACAGCAACUGGGUGGAACUGGAGAAGGAGCAGCCACACCCUCACCUCUUGUGGCCAAGGCAGGAGCUUGGGAGCCUGGCACAAGAAAGCGACCAUACCUGCUCUGAUUGCGAGCAGCUAAGCUGCCUUGGGAAUUUGCUGGACUUCCGGCUUCUCACCUCUGGCUACUUUGGAACACAUCCCCCAAAACCUCCAGGGAAAUGUAGCCAUGGAGGCCAUUUUGACCAGAGCAGCUCCCAGCCACCCCGGGGAGGCAUCAACAAGGAUAGCACAUCCCCAGGCUUCUCUCCCCACCACAAGCUGCACUCCCAGGCUGCAAAACUGGCCCUUCUAGCCUCCAUCCAGGCCUUCAGCCUCCUUCGAAGCCGCCUGGGAGACAGGGGUUUCUCCAGGCUGCUAGACAUCACCCCAGCCUCCAGUCUGAGCUUUGUCCUGGACACCACAGGCAGUAUGGGUGAGGAGAUCAAUGCUGCCAAAAUCCAGGCUCGCCACAUUGUGGAGCAGCGGCGGGGCAGCCCCAUGGAACCUGUCCACUAUGUCCUGGUGCCUUUCCAUGACCCAGGGUUUGGCCCUGUCUUUUCAACCAGUGACCCAGAUAGCUUCUGGCAACAACUCAAUGAGAUCCAUGCCUUGGGAGGUGGAGAUGAGCCUGAGAUGUGCCUAUCAGCCUUGGAGCUAGCCCUGUUGCACACACCUCCAUUCUCAGACAUCUUUGUCUUCACUGACGCCUCCCCCAAGGAUGCCUUUCUCACCAACCGGGUGGAAUCUCUGACUCAGGAGCGACACUGCAGAGUGACAUUCCUAGUGACUGAAGACCCAUCAAGGGUUCAGAUUCGGGCCCGGCGUGAGGUCUUGUCCCCUCUGCGUUUUGAGCCAUACGAGGCAGUAGCCCUAGCCUCAGGAGGAGAAGUGAUCUUCACCAAAGACCAGCACAUUCAGGAUGUGGCAGCCAUAGUUGGGGAAAGCAUGGCUGACCUGGUGACCCUUCCCCUGGAGCCCCCUGUCGUGGUGUCUGGGAGGCCAUUUACAUUCAGUGUGGAUGAGCUGCUACAGAGGAUUACAGUCCGAAUUCACGGGGAGAUCAGCAGCUUCUGGAUCAUAAAUCCUGCGGGUACCUUCAUGAUUGUGUCUCAAGGGAAGGAGAAGAAUGGAGACUGGAGAAUGAGGGAAAUGGGAGAGGGGACUUCAGUUCUGGGACUUGGAGGGAAGAGACAAAAGGAAUUGCCUCAUGUGGCAAUCUCUUGUCCCCUCUCCCCAGGGGUCUUCCAGGGCCAGGAGGAAGGUGAGGGUCCUUUAGGUCACACCCGACGUUUUGGGCAGUUCUGGAUGGUGACCAUGAAUGACCCUCUACAGACAGGGACCUGGGAGAUCCAGGUCACAGCUGAGGGCACCCCCAGGGUGAGAGUGCAAGCCCAGACCUCCCUGGACUUCCUCUUUCACUUUGGGAUCCCAGUGGAGGAUGGGCCCCACCCUGGCCUCUACCCCCUGCCUCAGCCAGUUGCAGGUCUCCAGACCCUGCUGCUGGUAGAGGUGACAGGGCCCGGCUCCAGAGGCAACUCUGGGGAUCAUAAGCCCCAUUUCUCCCACGUUGUCCUUCGAGGGGUCCCGGAGGGCGCCGAGCUAGGCUGGGUGCCCUUGGAGCCCACGGGACCCCGGGAACGAGGUCUUCUCGCCGCCUCGCUGCCGCCCACCUUGUUGUCCACACCGGGACCCUUCUCUAUGGAAUUGAUUGGCCAGGACGGAGGGGGGCGGGGCCUGCACAGGGCGGCCCGCCAACCCUGCACUGUGGUCCCUGUGCUUCUAGAGGUGAGACGCCAGGAAAGGAUGCUGCUGGGGCUGGAGCGAGCUGGGCUGGAUCAUCCUCUGACCAGCUCAUCUCCGCAGCUCAGUGGCCCACCUGGCUUCCUGGCCCCGGGCAGAAAAGCCCUUCUCAGCCUCCAUAUCACCAGUUUCUUGGGCCCUCAGGAUCUCGACCUUAGGACAUCGGUCAACCCCAGCUUUGCCCUCACCUCUAACCUCUCCAGGGUUCGUCUGGGGCGGAAUGAGUCCGCCUGGGGACGCCUGUGGCUGGAGGUCCCAGACUCAGCCUCCCCGGACUCCGUGGUGUUGGUGACAGUGACUGCGGUGGGUCGAGAAGCCAACUCAGUGCCCCCGACCCAUGCCUUCCUUCGGCUACUUGUGCUGGCCCCGGCCCCGCAGGACAAGCUCGCUGCUUCCGCUCACUCAACCGGCCCUGCCCUCACCACUGCCCGCCCUGCCGUUCGCCUCUCCACUUUGGUGACUCCGGGCAGGGCUGGGGGAGGGAUGGUGGGCAACCCCUGGUGGGGCACAGUUGGAGGGAUGCUGCUUCUGCUUAGCCUGGUCUCCUGGUAACACAAUCCUCCUUAGAGGGGUGGGUCUCCAGGGCUGUUUUCACUCAGCCCCACCAAGAGAAGGGAUUAUGGGCCUCAGGGCCCCACCUCUCUAAGCUGGGAUGGGGGUUCUCCUCAUGCACUUUAUUGCUUCUUUCUUAAAAAACCAUCAGUUUGGGAUAGAAGGCAAUGGAUUUUCCCACAAUGCACUUUCCCUUCCAACCCUGUGGGAACCAAACCAAAGACUUAUUUUUAGAGAGAGUUGCUUUCUGUUUCUCUGCAGCAUCUUCAUUCUACUAUGUACUCAUUCUUGCCCAGGCUCAGGUAGAGGGGAAGGUAUGUGGGAGGAGACUAAGGAUAGGAGUAGGGUAGGAGGUACCAGGAAGUGUUAUUUAUAAAUUUUUUUUUAAUUUGAAACUCCAAAGCAGCUUCUAUUUUAUUUUUGUACUUAAAGCUGAAGGACAGUUUCAAUGAACAUGUCUUCUCCCCAGAGAGAUUUCAAAGAGAGAUCAUUUUUGCACAUCAUAUAGGGGAGAGUGAGGGCAUGAGACACCAAAAAGAUGAAAUGGAAGUUUUCAGGAGCAGAAGAGAAACUACACCAAGAUGUCUGAACUUCAGAUGACCUACCAGCUAACCCAUUUAGCUGUUGGGUUAAGAAGGAGAAUAAGCAGGCUGAGGGUUCUGACUCGACCUCCUCCCUCACCAGACUGAGGGGAGUGGGAGGAGGCCUUAGACAAGGGUAGGGCCCUUCCACCCCUUGGGCUUAGCCAUCUCCUCCUUUGGCUGGAUGACUCCUUUCUGCUGUCUUGAGAACUCCUGGAGAAGAGGAGAC
Loxodonta africana (African savanna elephant) is the source of this 4000-nucleotide messenger RNA. It is a transcript of the gene VWA7, whose product is annotated as von Willebrand factor A domain containing 7. The coding region runs from base 290 to 3190 and encodes 966 amino acids. The transcript is spliced from 14 exons. NCBI's taxonomy places the organism in Eukaryota, Metazoa, Chordata, Mammalia, Proboscidea, Elephantidae. The record is from RefSeq and is a predicted model, not a curated record.